AUGACACAGAUUCCAAACUUUUAUAACAACGAAUUUGCACAAACGAAUCAAAAUAAUUUACAAAAUCAGCAAAAUCAACAAAAACAGCAAACUGUCCCUCCGCAGUUAAUUUCUAAUAUGAAUCCAUUUAACGUAAAUCAAGCAGGUUCGAGCUAUCAGAAUAAUCCUUUUCAACAAUAUCAACAAGAAUGCUUUGGUGGUCAACAAGUUCCGAGUCAAAAUUUAAUAACAAAUCCUUAUCAACAAAAUCCGAAUACAUGUUCCAAUGCACAGGGAAUGCAAAAUCAGAAUUAUUUUGGAUCAUUGUCUCAAGGACUUCUCGAUCAAUUUCGAUCCUGCAUGAAUAGUGCAGCGCCAAUUUUUAUUUUACCGAAUGCUUGCCCAAAUCCUGCCCCAACAACGCCUCAAUUGCCAAAUUCAAUUUUAGGACAAAAUUUUGGAUAUCCGAUGAAUUAUCAUCAUCCAUCGAUAGGUAUACCCUACACAUCUCCUGUCUGUAUUCCUUACGCACUUCCAAUUCCCAUUUACAACAAUCCAUCUAAUCAAGAACGCAAAAAAUGUGAAUGUUGUCCAAAAACGGAAAUUGUUAAUGAAACAUUUAAAAAUCCAAAUAUUUUUAACGAAUUCGAGGAACAUAGAUGUAAGGACCCUAAGGAUGAUACAAUUUGUGCCAAGAAACAUUGUCCAGCUUCAUUGAACCUACAAGCACUUGCGUCACAAUUUUUGGCAAUUGCAGGAAUAAUCUCGUGUGCCGCAACAAGAUUAAUUUUACGAAAAGUUCCCGGAUCGAAUGUAAUUCAAAGUGUUGAUGAAACAAUCAACAAUGCCGUUCUAGCGAUAAAUCAAUUGAACAAAGAUAAACUUUUAAGUGAAUCGAAGAAUGCUCAGCAAAUUAAUGCUUUGAUUAAUAUUCACAUGAAUGCGAAUCCCCCAUCGAAUAUUAUUCCCAUUUUAACAAUGAUUCAGUUGAAAGUUAAUUUACUGAAGGCACACGUCGAGCAUUUAAUAAAUAGAAAAUUAAUGGAGAAUCAAGGAAUUGGAACCGAAGCAACUGGUAAUCUUGAUCCUAUUGUUCUUGCAAUGAAAACUGAUUCUGAACUUAGGGAAUUUUUGGCUGCUCUUAGAGAGAAAGAAUGUCAGGAGAGGGUGAAUUUUAAUUUCGCUCCUUAUCAUGCUCAACGAGUUUUGGCAGAGAAUUAUCUGAACAAUAUCCAGAGAAAAAUAUCUCAGGUGGAAGACGAAAUGAAUAGAAGACGUAACAACUCGAUUCCAAGAACGUCAAUCGUCAAUCGGUUGCAGUGUGAGUUUACAAAUCCUUGUUGUUAUUACAAUAGUUCAACAUUGAGCGCCUCCCAAAGGUAUGGCACUUUCGAAACUUCUCCAACGCAAACACACGAUUCUCCCGAUCCCUUCAUAAUUCAAGUACGCAAUCCCAAGAGACUUAAUUUGAAACCUCACGUCGGAAGUCCCGAGACGACCUAUCAACAAACCAAUGACACCGAAAAUAAAAAUUGCUGCGAUAAAAAUUCAAUAUUAGAAACUGACGAGGUGACAAAACCUGAUGAGACAACUUUGACCACUAGUGUUGAUAAAAAUAAUGAAACAGAUUGUGACGAAUUGAAAAAAUCUCAAAAUCGAAUAGAGAAUUCUGAUGACAGUAUUCCUUCAAAAGAGUCGAAGGAGGAUCAGGAAAAAGGCGAAAUAGAAACAAAAACAGAAAAGGAAAAUGGCGAACAAAACGUGAAUUCAGUGGCAGGAAAAGAAAGUCAAGUCGAAGAGAAAAAUUGUCAAGAUGGUACAACAGUCAGCGAAGAGUUUCAAAAUAAAAAGAUAGAUGGCGAUACUGAAGAUGAACAGGAGGAUGAUAUGACUGACAUUGAAGAAAGAAAAUAAAUUUUCUCUUUAGUUAUAAUAUUUAUUCACAAAUAAUAAUAAUUCUCGAAAAAAAU
Leptopilina heterotoma is the source of this 1949-nucleotide messenger RNA. RefSeq lists its product as uncharacterized. The transcript is spliced from 5 exons. The record is from RefSeq and is a predicted model, not a curated record. Lineage: Eukaryota; Metazoa; Arthropoda; Insecta; Hymenoptera; Figitidae. Bases 1 to 1893 code for a protein of 630 amino acids.